AUGGACCCUAUCAAACUUAAAGGAAUUGCAGAAUGGCCUGAACCAAGCACGGUAAAAGGUGUUCGCUCUUUCCUAGGGUUUGGAAACUUCUAUCGGAAGUUUAUUGCCAACUUCUCAGAUAUUGCCAAACCAUUGACGAAUCUUACGCGCACUGCCGCUGGAUCUCCACCUUUUGAAUGGACAACAGAAUGUCAGACAGCUUUCGACACAUUGAAGCAACGAUUCAGUACCGCCCCAGUACUGUUACUGCCUGACAAGGCAAAACCCUUUAUUGUUGAAUCCGACGCUUCCAAGUUUGCUACGGGUGCAGUUUUACACCAAGCCGACAUCAAUGGAGACCUCCAUCCUUGUGCCUACAUUUCACAGACGCUCAAUCCAGCUGAACGGAACUACGAAAUCUACGACCGUGAACUCCUCGGAAUCAUUCGAGCCCUCACUGAAUGGCGCCAUUAUCUUGAAGGCUCUCCCCAUCCCGUCGAAGUUCGCAGUGAUCACAAGAACCUCACAUACUUCCGUACAGCUCAGAAGUUAAACCGCUGA
Messenger RNA from Sparassis crispa, 540 nucleotides. RefSeq lists its product as hypothetical. Bases 1 to 540 code for a protein of 179 amino acids. NCBI's taxonomy places the organism in Eukaryota, Fungi, Basidiomycota, Agaricomycetes, Polyporales, Sparassidaceae. The transcript has a single exon. The record is from RefSeq and is a predicted model, not a curated record.